This is a messenger RNA of Durusdinium trenchii, 1257 nucleotides long. Lineage: Eukaryota; Dinophyceae; Suessiales; Symbiodiniaceae. The record is from the annotation of a GenBank genome assembly.
AUGCUUGGUCGAUUGGGCCUCCGACUGGCCGUGGCGGGCAUCACUUGGACGUUGCUAGCACCGAGGUCGUUUGUCCUGCGUGGCAGCCGUGCCCAGACACGGCGCCACACCGCCCGCAUGGCCGAGUUUGGAGGUGGUGAAUCAGGGCCUCGGAUGGCCAAAGAUGCGGCUUAUGCUGAAGCAGUGCAGGCUGCUUGGCAAGCCGAUCCUGCUUUGAAGGGAGCUGGGCCCUUCUCGGUGGAACCCUUGCUCUACCAAGACGAGGCGGGCCGUGCUCGGCUCCAUGGACGAGUCGUCCGAGCACGGAGCGGUUCCAAUGGAGCAGGUGUGGUGGUGAUCCACACAGCUGUUGGGCCUAGAGACUUGUACUUGCAUUGGCGAGCUGAAGUCUUGGCGGCCCAGGGCUACACGGUUCUCAUUGCAGAUUUGCUGGGUGAUGAGCACGGAGAUGGUUGGGAGCCAGAGUGGAACAGCCGGGCCCGGCAGCCGCUGGACGAUCGGGCCUUAAGUCGCAAGAGGAUGAGAGCCUCAGUUGAAGCGCUUGCAGCGACACCAGGCGUUGACCACAAGCGAAUCGCGGCCAUGGGCUAUUGCUUUGGAGGAAGAACUGUCUUGGACUUGGCGCGCCCAAACCUCAGCAGUGGACCGGCAGUCGAAUCCGAACAGGCCAUGGCCACGGGUGGUCCCAGCCCUGCUGCGGUGGAGUGGCUCUACCAUGCUAGCAGCUUCGCCUAUGCUGCGCCAUCACCCGUGCACGAGGCGCUGGUCGAAGCGACCUUCCGCCGCUGCCGCUACGACGCGCGGUGCGCCAGUGAGGCCUUCCAGGAGGUAGCAACCUCGGUGUCCGCAUAUGAGGAGAGCUUGUCCUGGUGGUGCCGCCGAUGCUGGGAGGACCGUCGCACGAAGGAGGCGGCCGAUGCCGUGAAGCGCCAGAAGAGCCCAAUGCAUCGCGCCUUCGCACUCUCCUCCUAUUGCCGUUUCGGCGCCACCGCCCGGCGCGCGGCCACCAGCGCCACCCGCGGCGUCCUGAGCUCGGGCGGCUCUGCCGAGCUGCUGCAGGGCUGGCAGCGCUGCCGCGUCGCACGUGCGCGCCCGCGGGAGGCGGCGGAGGCAGCGGUGCAUGGGGCGGAGCCGGCGCAGUCGCUGGAUGAAGGAUUGGAGCUGUGCUGUGGGGAUUUGCGAUGCAUGGAGAAGCUGAUGGAGUUGCAGCCGUCCUUGAAAGAAGGGAUGAAGCUGAAGACUUUUGAAGCAGAAUAG